Molecule: messenger RNA, 669 nt
Organism: Lachancea sp. 'fantastica'
Lineage: Eukaryota; Fungi; Ascomycota; Saccharomycetes; Saccharomycetales; Saccharomycetaceae
Source: the annotation of a GenBank genome assembly
AUGAAAGUAGCUAUAGUUGGUGCUAAUGGCCGUGUUGGUCGACACAUAUGUAAAAUCCUCAAAGCCAGCGAUGACUUUAGCCCUCUGGCCAUUGUUCGAAGCGAAGAACAGAGAGAUUACUUCAAAAAAGAUCUUUCAAUUGAGGCUAGCUUGACAAGCAUCGAAGACAGCUCGGUGGACCAAAUCGGGAAAGCAUUCGAAGGGUGUGGUGCCGUGGUAUGGACUGCUGGUGCCGGUGGCAAAGGCGUGGACCGGAUUCUCACAGUGGAUUUGGACGGAUCAUUGAAAGUCAUGGAGGCUUGCAAGAAAUAUAAUAUACCUCGUUUGAUCAUGGUUUCUGCCAUCAAUGCAGAAAACCGUGAAUUUUGGUGGAAUACGGCUUUGAAGCUAUAUUACAUAGCCAAACGCACUGCAGACAUUGUGCUUCGUUCCUCUGAUCUGGAAUACACAAUUUUGCAGCCAGGCUCGCUGGGCGACGGACCUGCUAAAGGUAAAUUGACUGCUCCAGACCAAAUUCAAACGAAGAAGAAGGACUUCUAUGCUAUUGAGAGGGAAGAUGUGGCCCAAUUCGUGUUAGUUGUGUUGCAAAACCCCGAAAAAACGUCACGGAAGACUAUUGAGUUGGCAAACGGCGAUAUUUCGUUCGAGGAAUUUUUGAACAAAAUUUGA